AUGGCCGUUCUCCUCUCACUCUCUCCUCACCACCACCCCCUAAACCCUCCACAAAACCCAAACCCCAAGAGCCCAAAACCAACCUCUCUAGCCUCUACCCUCCUCAACACCAUCUCUAAGAGAGAGUUCAUCUUCAAAGCUACUUCACUUUGUGUCAUUUCCUUAACCACUCAAAACCCACUUGUACAAGUCUUAGCUGAAUCUUCUCCACCUUCAAAAUCGGUACUUUCUACCCUUGCCAAUACGAAAUCUUGGUUUCAGUUCUAUGGUGAUGGUUUUGCCAUCAGGGUCCCUCCUCAAUUUGAGGACGUCAUGGAACCAGAGGAUUACAGUGCUGGGAUGUCUUUAUAUGGAGAUAAGGCAAAGCCAAAGACCUUUGCGGCCCGUUUUGCAUCUUCUGAUGGAUCUGAAGUUCUAAGUGUUGUUGUUCGCCCCUCCAAUUCACUGAAGAUCACCUUCUUAGAGGCUAAAGAUAUUACUGAUUUGGGAUCAUUGAAGGAGGCCUCCAAAAUCUUUGUUCCAGGUGGGUCAACUUUAUACUCUGCCCGGACACUAAAAGUAAAGGAAGAGGAAGGUUACAGGACUUAUUACUUCUAUGAAUUUGGUAGAGAUGAAGAGCAUGUGGCACUAGUAGCUGCAGUUAACAGUGGAAAGGCAAUUGUCGCUGGAGCAACUGCCCCACAGUCGAAGUGGGACAAUGAUGGCGUAAAGCUUCGGUCUGCUGCUAUUUCACUGACAGUGAAUCAGCACAUGGGUCAUAUGGGCUGGACACAUUACCCAACGGUUUUCCCUCAGGCAAUGUGCCCUGAUAUUUUCUGGUGUAUAAAGCCAAAAGGCUUUGCGCCCUUCCUAUCUCCAGACCGGCCAAUUAAUCCUCUAACUCUCUGCUCAAAGAGCCAACAAAUUAUCACCAAUGAGAACCCAACAAGACAGCAGCCCGAAGGGUACUCUUGUAACUUAUCCCGACACUUCAAGCGAUAA
Dovyalis caffra is the source of this 981-nucleotide messenger RNA. NCBI's taxonomy places the organism in Eukaryota, Viridiplantae, Streptophyta, Magnoliopsida, Malpighiales, Salicaceae. The record is from the annotation of a GenBank genome assembly.